Messenger RNA from Bolinopsis microptera, 3577 nucleotides. RefSeq names its product probable ATP-dependent RNA helicase DDX20. The record is from RefSeq and is a predicted model, not a curated record. Gene Ontology annotation, molecular function: ATP binding; RNA binding; RNA helicase activity. Gene Ontology annotation, biological process: spliceosomal snRNP assembly. NCBI's taxonomy places the organism in Eukaryota, Metazoa, Ctenophora, Tentaculata, Lobata, Bolinopsidae. The transcript has 13 exons. The coding region runs from base 45 to 3221 and encodes 1058 amino acids. Gene Ontology annotation, cellular component: SMN complex.
UACAUUAUAAAUUUCUAACUUUAUUAGCUCUGAUGGUGUGAGAGAUGCCGCGUUACGUUCAGCCAAUAGCGCACAAAAUCGACGCGGUCAAGAGGACUAACGAUGUUUUCACCGAAGAGAAUGUUGAUUUCUCUGCCCUGCAUCUCUCCCCUGCAGUUCUCAAUGGUCUCAAGAACUCAGGUUUUGAGCGCCCCUCACCGAUACAGUUGAAAGCUAUUCCAAUCGGGCGCAUUGGACUGGAUCUCAUUGCUCAGGCUAAAUCUGGGACAGGCAAAACCUGCGUCUUUGGAGUUAUUAUACUGGAGGCUAUGAAUAUCAAAGUUCAAAAGUGUCAGUGUGUAGUUGUUGCUCCCACUAGAGAGAUAGCAGCACAGAUACGAACCGUCUUGUCAGUCCUAUCUUGUGACAUUAAUCAUCUCAAGUGUUCUCUUGUUAUUGGGGGAACUGAUGUCAAUGAAGAUAAGGAGUCAGUGUUAGGAGCUCACAUUGUAAUAGGCACCCCCGGGAGGUUGCUACAUCUAAUAGAAGAUGGUGUGCUGGAUACAGAGUGUGUCAGGACGCUGGUGCUAGACGAAGCAGAUAAGCUAGUUGACGAUAGUUUCUACACUCAAGUGAAAUGCCUGGCAUCCCAGUUACCGGCUAGUAAACAAGUACUAGCAAUGAGCGCCACAUACCACAAGGACAUAGACACUAAGUUCAACACGCUGAUGAGGGACCCCUACUAUGUGCGGAUAAGUGCGGAUAAUAUGGGUCUGGAGGGUAUACACCACUUUUACUACACUGUUAAAACGGACAAAGUCAAACACCAGAUAUUCUGCAACAAGAUAUCCAGAUUGGUGGAGAUCCUGUCUAACGUGACAUUUGAACAAUGUUUGGUAUUCUCCAACUAUCAGACAGGAGCUGAGGAGAUCAGUCUGUGUCUCACCAGAGAGGGAUUCUCUAACCAGCUAAUAGCAGGAAACAUGGCUCAAAGAGAUAGGUCACAAGCAAUGGCUGAUUUUAGGGAAUGCAGAUUUCGUGUACUGAUAAGCACUGACGUCACGGCACGUGGUAUAGAUAACGAGCACGUGGACCUGGUCAUCAACAUGGACCUCCCCGUAAACACGCUUAUGAACCCCGACCCUCACACAUACCUUCACAGAGCUGGUCGAGCAGGAAGGUUUGGGAAGUACGGCUCAACCAUCUCCAUCAUCGCCUCCCAGAAGGAGCACAUGUUCAUACAGGAUCUGGGGGAGAAGUAUCAGGUAGAAGUUAAAGAAGGUCCACCCUACGACCAAAUAACAGAUCUCCUGAGAAGAAGUAAGGGGCCAUCCUCUGAACCUGCCCUCCCCUCAACCCCCGAGAAAGAGCCACUCCCAGAGAGUAACAGCUCCCACACAGACUCCAAAGGUAGUUCACACGACUUCUCUAACGAGGAUUUAACUGGAAGUGUGUCUGAAGUUAAGAGUGAACGGAGCAGUAAAAGCGCCCCAACUCCAGACUCAGUCUUCAACGGCUGGUCAAAUAACAAGUCAGAGACAGGCACUGUUACUGAUCUUAAUAGUCUCAGAUCUAACGUCAAAGUUACUCAAAAGUCUAGAGGUUCAUCCAGCGGAACAGAUCCCCGAAAGAUUAAGAUGUCAGAAAAGGUUGAACCAGACGGGAAACAGGAGUUAGAUGGAGAUACGGCGCUCAGUAGCCUCGGCAGUCUGGGUAAAAUCCCAGACUCGCUGGAAUCAGCUCAACUGCCAGGUUCUGCAGAUGAGAAUGUGUCAGUGUUCAACUUUAGUAGUCAGGACGUAAACCACUACCAGGAGGAUUUGUCCCUGUUUACAGAAGCGCUGGGUAGUUUGAGUUUAAUGCCUGAAGCUGAAGAGGACGCUCCUAGUUCAACUCCCUCAACUUGUGGCUCACAAAAACCACCCUCACAAAAGUCACACUCUGAUAACGAUACUACUGGUAACGAGAAUGUAACUAGAACUAGAAGGAGGUCUAAAAAUGAGAAGAAAGCGAGGAAACCCCCUAAAUCCCUGAAUAUGGCUUCACCCAAAGGUCAGCCUAAUCGUAGAACCCAGUCUGCCGCAGCAGAGUUUGCGAACUGUAAUAUCCUGUCUCCACACACCCCCAAGUGGAGGUCUGAAGCCGUGUCUUCUGCCGGGUGUAUUAUCCACUCCAAGGCUAUCAAUGUCAAGUUCCUCCUCGAGAACUACCUGUGUCUUAAAUACGAGUUUACUGAUAAGAGCUACGAUACUGAUUACAGAGGUUUCUUCCCGCCAAAGUUUGAAAUCCUUCAAAAUUCUUCUACUGCAGUUUGCGAAGUUCCCGCAAAGAAGCCCCUCGCUCGGUUUGUAUCACAAGGAUUUGUAGCUAACUCGGAGCACGACCCCCUGAUGAUUAAGAGAACCUCUCCACAAGAACCACCUGCACCUAAACCUUGCUACGCCAGGAUGCCAUCUGAGGAUAUGAGUUUCCUGCACAAGCCCUAUUACAGCAGCACUGACCCUACUUACGAUGAGUUACCUGGAAACAUGUUGCACUCUGUAGCUUCCUCCGGACGAGCAGGAUGCCAAUCUACCAGUUCUUCUUUUGAUUCUGCGUCACGUCAACCUUAUGCUCACCAUUGUCACCAUCGCCCCGGCGAUCUUUGCAGAGAACAGAGCAAAGAUUCAGGAAUUUCCUUUUACUCCUCCUCGUACCAGUAUCCUUCAUACUGCAGUGCUCCGGCUUCCUUCGGUGCCCCUCCAACUUGUAGCACACCACCAAGUUGUGGUCCUCCACCAGCUUGUGGCCCUCAAUCAGCUUGUGGCCCUCAACCAGCUUGUGGCCCUCAACCAGCUUGUGGCCCUCAAUCAGCUUGUGGCCCCCCGCCAUCCUGUGGCCCUCAACCAAAUUGUGGCCCUCAACCGAAUUGUGGCCCUCUGCCGAAUUUCGGCUCUCAACCGAAUUGUGGCCCCCCACAGGGACCCCCCUAUUAUUGGUGGGGUUACAUGCCACCUCCUAUGUGUGGUUACCAACCUGUCCAGCAACCUCAAUUCUGCUCCAACUGUAACUCACCUCAAUUUAACGUCGCAGAUUUCAGCAGGCACUUUAGCUCAGCUGAAAGUAACAAACAGUUCGGGUCUGUAGAGAGCAACAGGCACACUCCCAAUAGCUUCAAUGAUCCUAGAUAUUGUGCGACCAGUGACCAGGGUGCAACCAGGGAAUCGUGGAACAGCGCUUGGGAGAAAGCUUGGGAAAAAUAGUCGCUCAUUACUGGGAUAAAUUGUUGAGAUUUAAAUUUUCAACUCAAGAACUGGAAAUAGAGAGAGAAAGAAAAAUUUUUGAUUCAAAUUUCUUUAAGCUGAUUGAUUUAUUUUGAUAAAAUAUUUUUAUUCAAACACUGAAAAUCAUUUGAUACUGUUUUAUAUAUAUUUUUGUGUUUAAAAAGUAGAGCAUGUUGACAAUAUGAAUCUUGCUGAUUAUUGAAGAAUCAGCGACUUUAAUAAAGGAGGGAAAGGGUGAAUAUAUAAGGGUAGAUAUAUUCAGGAUGAAAUCAAGUAAUUUUGACAUGAAUUUUAAAACAAUAUCUAUUUAUUCAAAUUCUUUAAUUAUAUACUUA